AUGGCUACGCAGCUAGCCUCUUGGGCUCUUCACUAUAGCUGCAGUCUGGUGGCCAGUCUCUUUGCUGUGACUUGCUUUUUUGUCAACGAUAAACCCGCAAAGAAACCAACAAAGAAAAAGAGAAAAGCGAUUCGCAACAAGCACCAAGUUCGAGUUCAGCUCGUCCUAACUGCGUUGAUCGUUCUCACAUAUGUCAGUCAAAUUGCUCUGAUUAUUGCCACCCAGGAUCUGGACCGUUCCCAGCCGUUCCUCAUGCAUAUGACCUCUCUGGCCGCCGUAUGGACAGCGGUGUGGUUCCGACAACAACAAGUCCCCAAGUAUGCAUUGGCAGGAGCCUCCUCGGUGACCGCUGCUUUCGAAGUUCCACUCCUUGCGCUCUCCUUGUGUCACAGACCGACACACUGGGUGCCAAUCGCACAGAUUACCAUUUCAUCGGUUCGGCUGUUACUGCUUACUUUUGUGGCAGCUGCCAUCUUAUUGGAAAUCAGGCAGUUAUGGGAAAUCAGGCAGCUGAAGAAAAAUACUUCGGAAGAAUCGCGCCCCUUUCUGAAUAGGAACCACACCACUUAUGGUGCAACCAAUGGCGACGACCUAAAUAACAGCAGUGGCAGCGAGAGCGAGACCGAUGCAGCCAAGCCUAUGACUGCUAGCGAAAAGCGGGCCAAAAAGCGCGAUGAACAGCUGCAGACAUUCAGGGAUUGGUUGAAGUAUAUCAAAAGCUUUAAGAUCAUUCUGCCCUAUCUGAUUCCCAGAAAUGACCGCAAAGUGCAGCUUUGUAUUGCUGUAAGCGUGGCUUGCCUGGCGGUCGAGAGGGUUCUUAACGUCGCAAUUCCCCAGCAGCUGGCAAAUAUUACCAACAGCAUCUUUUCUCGCGAAACUCCCUAUGCUUCAUUGGUAAAAUGGGGCUUCUUGAAGCUCCUCAACAGUGAAUCUGGAGUGGGUUUGAUUCAGACGUUGGUCAAAAUUCCGAUAAGACAGUUCGCUAAUCGCCAGAUUAAAAAUGCUGCCUUCCGCCAUGUGAUGAGCCUAUCAAUGGACUACCACAUUGAGAAAGACUCGGCAGAAGUGAUGAAGUCGAUUGACCAGGGUGAAUCGAUGCAAAAUUUGCUAGAAAUGCUUGUUCUAGACAUCAUCCCGACAAUAUUAGACUUGUUCAUCGCAUGCUUCAUUUUUAACAUGAAAUUCGGCACCUACACUUCUCUGCUGGUGGUGCUUGCGGCGACUGCGUAUGUUUCGGCGGAGGUCAAGACCUCGAACUGGAACUCGGAGAAACAGCGUGAAAAAACACAGGCCCAGCGUGACGAGACUCGCAUCAUGCAUCAGGCCGUACAGGGCUGGCAGACCGUCACAUACUUCAAUCAACAUUCACAAGAGAAAGACAGAUUCAAAGAAGCAGUCGCUAAGAGACAGAAGGCAAGUGCCAUUUGGAGUCGACGCCGAGCAUUCGGAAGGGCACUCACGGAGACAAUCAAGCCAAUCGCAUAUGUCUGUUUGGCUUCUCUCAUCGUGCGCGAAGUCUCCAUGAAACGUAUCUUGCCGGGAGACUUUGUCUUUUUUAUCCAGUACUGGAGUUUAAUCCUUAUGCCUCUGGCGUGGCUCUCUGCGCAGUAUCGCUAUCUGGUCUCUAAUUUAAUCAGUGCCGAAAGCCUGCGCGACUUGUUCCAAUCAAAGCCCAGUGUUACAGAUAAAGAGAAUGCCGUGGAGCUAGAAUGUGGAGCCGGUCGUGUUGCUUUUCAUAAUGUUGAAUUUGCCUAUGAUCCCAGGCUAAAAACCCUCAAUAACAUUGACUUCUCUAUUGAGCCAGGAACGACAGUGGCUUUGGUGGGAAUGACGGGGUCCGGAAAGACCACGAUCCUUCGACUUCUUCUCCGCCUCUACGAUGUCACCGGCGGUCGAGUUGAGAUCGAUGGCCAGGACAUUCGCGAUGUAACCCUCGGCUCGUUGCGGCGGGCCAUUGGCGUCGUCCCACAGGACCCCAUUCUUUUUAACGCGACGGUCAUGGAGAACCUGAAGUAUGCUCGGCCCGGGGCUUCGGAUGAAGAAGUUUACGAGGCAUGCCGCGCUGCCGCAAUUCAUGACAAGAUUGAAAAGUUUGUGGAUCAAUACAACACUAAAGUCGGAGAGCAAGGUGUGAAGCUGUCCGGUGGCGAGCUACAGCGGAUAGCCAUCGCUAGGGUGUUCCUGACACGGUCUCCGAUUCUUCUGUUGGACGAAGCAACGAGCGCUGUAGACUCAACCACGGAAUCAGAAAUCCAGGUUGCCUUGGACCGGUUGAGAGCUAAGCGUACUACAAUUGUCAUUGCGCAUCGACUCUCUACUAUCGUCAACUCAGAUCUCAUCAUCGUUCUGCAUGAGGGUCAGGUUCUGGAGAGUGGGUCACAUCAGGAGCUGCUGACGAAGAAGGAUGGGAGCUAUUAUAAGCUCUGGCAUAAUCAGUUUGGGAACAACACGAAAAUCUAA
Molecule: messenger RNA, 2460 nt
Organism: Penicillium soppii
Lineage: Eukaryota; Fungi; Ascomycota; Eurotiomycetes; Eurotiales; Aspergillaceae
Product: ABC transporter ATP-binding protein
Exons: 1
Coding region: 1-2460 (819 amino acids)
Biological process (GO): transmembrane transport
Cellular component (GO): membrane
Molecular function (GO): ATP binding; ATP hydrolysis activity; ABC-type transporter activity
Source: RefSeq, a predicted model, not a curated record